GAGAAAAAGAAGCUGACUAUUUACGGUAAACAGCGGCCCGCUGCGCCCGUGAGGGCUUUCAGGACAACUCGUUCCGCACCAGUGCCAUGCGGUCGGCCAGGAUACUCCUCCGCGCGCGCGCCGCGACAGCGACGCGCCUCCGCAGCUUGUCCACUGCUCGGAGCACUAUCGCUCGGUGCACGCCAGCCGCGGCGCGCCGCCUCUCCCGGACGCCAGCCGCGGCGCGCCACCUCUCCAGCACGCCAGCCGCGGCGCGCGGCCUCUCCAGCACCGUCGACGGCGAGGAGGAGCCGAUAGAGCGGGACAGCAUGGAGUACGACGUCGUAAUUGUGGGAGGCGGCCCCGCGGGACUAGCCGCCGCAAUCCGCCUCAAGCAGCUGGAGGAGACGACAGGAAAUGAAAUUUCCGUCUGCUUGCUCGAGAAGGCAAGUGAAGUAGGCGCUCAUGUUGUCUCCGGUAAUGUGUUUGAGCCGCGAGCGCUGGACGAGCUCCUCCCGGAUUGGCGCGAAGACGCCGAUGCCCCUUUACAAACGAAGGUCGAGGCGGACACCUUCUCUUACUUGCAUUCAGAGACGGGCGCCAUACCCUUACCUUGCCCUCCAUCGUUGCACAACGACGGCAAUUACGUGGCUUCAUUAAGUCAGGUCGUCCGUUGGCUCGGCGAGAAGGCCGAAGCUCUAGGUGUGGAGGUCUACCCCGGCUUCUCGGCCGCCGAAGUGUUGUACGACGAUCGUGGUGGUGUGCGCGGCGUCGCUACAAGGGAUGUGGGCCUGAACAAGGACGGUUCGAAGGGAGAAAAUUACGAGCCGGGCAUGGAGCUCCUGGCCAAGCAGACGUUGUUGGCCGAGGGCGCGCGCGGCUCCUGCAGCGAGGAGGUCAUGGCCAUCUUCGACUUGAGGAAGCACUGCGACCCGCAGCAGUUCGGACUAGGGGUCAAGGAGGUCUGGGAAAUUCCCGAAGAGAAGUGCCAACCGGGCCUGGUCCAACAUACGAUCGGCUGGCCCCUGGCGUCUGACACGUACGGUGGGUCCUUCUUAUAUCAUAUGGCUCCUAAUCUAGUACAUGUGGGAUUAGUUGUUGGAUUGGACUACGCGAACCCUCAUCUCAGUCCAUAUAAAGAAUUUCAACGACUCAAACACCACCCGGCCAUGGCCAAACACUUGGAGGGCGGCGAUUGUGUCGCUUACGCGGCUCGCGUGAUUAAUGAAGGAGGGUUGCAAUCGGUGCCCAAGCUCACGUUCCCCGGUGGUGUCUUAAUCGGUUGCUCGGCGGGCUUCCUGAACGUGCCCAAGAUCAAGGGCACGCAUACGGCGAUGAAGAGCGGCAUGCUCGCCGCGGAGAACGUGUUUGUCUGUGUGGAAAUCAACCAGUGCGUCGGGUGCACCCGACAAUUCUUCACUAAGUCAUUUCUCGGCGAUGACGCGGCCGUACUGGCUCGGUCGAGCGAUGAGGAGCCGGCAUCACUACGCCAUCGAGCAGGCGUCGCGUCGAUGGCGUGAACGCGCCGUAAAAUUUUGAUUUCCACACAGGUGUUUGAGAGUAUCCAGACCGAGGAACGGGAAGCCGUCGGCUACCAGGAGGCCUUCGAGGCGUCCUGGGUCUACGACGAGUUAUAUGGUGUGAGGAACUACAAGCCCGCGUUUAAGAAGUGGGGGCUCUUCGGCGGGGUAGCUUAUGCGGGUGCCUCAGCUUAUGUGAUGAAGGGCAAGGAGCCCUGGACCUUCCGCCACGACUCCGUCGACUCCUCGACGACGGCGAAGGUCGACGACCCGCGGGCCAAACCUAUACAAUAUCCAAAACCCGACGGCAAGCUCUCGUUCCCUCUGUUGGAGAACGUCGCGCGGGCCGUGGUCGACCACGCGGACACGCAGCCUUCCCAUUUAGUCGUGAAGGACGAGUUUCGGGAUUCCAUGGUGGGCAAGACGGCGCGGUCGCUGCGGGAAUACGGGGCCCCGGAGGCGAAUUUUUGUCCCGCGGGCGUCUACGAGUACCCGGACGACGAAUUGGUCAUUAACGCCCAGAACUGCGUGCACUGCAAGUGCUGCUCGAUCAAGAUGCCGCUCGAGUAUAUCAAGUGGACGGUGCCGGAAGGAGGGGGUGGACCGAACUAUCAAUUAACAUAGAACUGUUUAUACACUCGAUCAUUCGGGGCGACGGCGUAGGAGGUGGCC
Molecule: messenger RNA, 2171 nt
Organism: Pelagomonas calceolata
Lineage: Eukaryota; Pelagophyceae; Pelagomonadales; Pelagomonadaceae
Source: the annotation of a GenBank genome assembly